Messenger RNA from Oxyura jamaicensis (ruddy duck), 3014 nucleotides. It is a transcript of the gene PIGU, whose product is annotated as phosphatidylinositol glycan anchor biosynthesis class U. The coding region runs from base 92 to 1399 and encodes 435 amino acids. Lineage: Eukaryota; Metazoa; Chordata; Aves; Anseriformes; Anatidae. Gene Ontology annotation, biological process: attachment of GPI anchor to protein; protein localization to cell surface. The record is from RefSeq and is a predicted model, not a curated record. Gene Ontology annotation, cellular component: membrane; GPI-anchor transamidase complex. The transcript is spliced from 12 exons.
GUCUUCCCGGCCGUGCCGCUGCAUUGGAGCCCAGUUCUCCGACGCCGCCCGCGAACUACGGCCGGCGGCCGGCCGGCGUCUGCCCGCGAGGAUGGCGGCUCCCUUGGUGCUGGUGGUGCUGGUGGCCGUGACCGUCCGGGCCGCGCUGUACCGUUCGAGCCUCGCCGCUUUCAUUUCAGAGCGGGUCGAGGUGGCGUCGCCGCUGAACGCCUGGAAGCGAGUGGUCGAAGGAUUAGCUCUGUUGGAUUUAGGGGUCUCACCAUAUUCUGGAGCUAUUUUUCAUGAGACCCCGCUGAUAAUAUAUCUCUUUCACUUCCUGAUUGAGUAUGCUGAAUUGGUCUUCAUGAUAACUGAUGUACUGACAGCUGUUGCCCUUUACUUGGCCAUCCAGGACUACAACAAAGUUGUGUUCAAAAAGCAAAAGCUCCUAAUAGAACUGGAUAAAUAUGCACCAGAUGUGGCUGAACUCAUCCGGACACCCAUGGAAAUGCACUACAUCCCCCUCAAGGUAGCACUAUUCUAUCUGUUAAACCCCUACACUGUGAUGUCUUGUGUGGCAAAGUCCACCUGUGCCAUCAACAAUACUGUCAUUGCAUUCUUCAUUUUAGCUACAAUAAAAGGUAGCGCCUUCCUCAGUGCUGUAUUCCUGGCAUUAGCAACAUACCAGUCACUCUACCCUAUCACAUUGUUUGCUCCAGCUCUACUUUACCUUCUACAGCGUCAGUUCAUACCAAUAAAACCGAAAAGUAAAAGCUUCUGGCUCUACACCAUGCAGUAUGCAGCCUUGUACCUGUGCAGCCUGGUAGUAAUCAUCUGCCUCUCCUUCUUCCUCCUCAACUCCUGGGAUUUUAUCCCAUCUGUUUACGGGUUUAUCCUUUCUGUUCCAGAUCUGACACCCAAUAUUGGCCUUUUCUGGUACUUCUUUGCAGAGAUGUUUGAGCACUUUAGUCUUUUCUUCGUAUGCGUAUUUCAGAUCAAUGUGUUCUUCUACACCAUUCCCUUGGCAGUAAAGCUAAAGGAACACCCUGUGUUCUUCAUGUUUGUCCAGCUUGCAAUCAUUUCUAUCUUCAAGUCCUAUCCCACAGUGGGAGAUGUUGCACUGUAUAUGGCCUUCCUUCCAGUCUGGAGCCACCUUUACAGAUUCCUCCGGAACAUCUUCAUCCUGUCAUGUGUACUCAUUGUCUGCUCCCUCCUGUUCCCUGUUCUGUGGCAUCUAUGGAUUUAUGCAGGAAGUGCUAACUCCAAUUUUUAUUAUGCCAUCACGUUGACUUUCAACAUAGGACAGAUCCUGCUCAUCUCAGAUUAUUUCUAUGCCUUCCUCCGGCGGGAGUACUACCUUACUCACGGACUCCAUUUGACAAGACAAGAUGGGACAGAGGCCAUGCUUGUUUUGAAGUAAGGAUUGUACCCACCAGUUCUUGGGACAUAGACUACUCUAAGGAACAGUCAAGUUUGGUGUAUAUGGGGUGGGUGGGGAAGGUUCCCUGGAUGAGGUCUGAAUUUGGGGAUGAUACCUACUGAAAGAAAGCUGAGGUUCUUCUGCGAACAGCUUCCACAGCAGUGGACUCAGUGCAGGCUAAAAGCUGCAAGUAGAAUCUGCAAUGCCUCCACUGGAGCAUCUCCUUUCUUCCCUCAGCUGCGCUUUUCACCGUGGCCUCAGCCAUCAACUGGGCAGUCCAUCAGGAACUGGAAAAAGUGUUUGAGCUAAAACCAGGACUGAAUCUCUGGCCCAGAAACAGUUCAGACCAUAAACUGUUUACUUCAUUGUCACUGGUUCUUGGAGAUGUUUGCUUCUCCUGGAAAUUUCCCCUUCACUGCUUUUACCAGUAAUGUUCCUGCUUGACACAAGACAAUGUCUGUGUACUUGGUGAUAAGCCCUGCCUGCAGAUGCCCUUUUUUGGUCUUCUGCUUUUGUGGGUUCUGGAAAAAUCACAUACUCAUAGUGGGAGCUUGUGAAACACAUGGGUAACCAAGGAUGAAUGACCUGUUGGAAGGAGGACCGCUGAAGCUGCUGCCACAGGUAAUAAUCUUGGAGCUCAAACAACUCCUAAGAACUGGAACCAGCAGGGGGAAGCAGCAGCAGGGUAAUGGGUAACUGGUCUAUCCCGUUGAAGUAACACAUACACUUUCCUGUCAGGAGCUGCACAGAAACACUACUGUGGAGAUAGACUACCACUACUCCUUAUUUCUGUAUGUUAACAAAGCUCGGCAAUGCUGGGCUUGCACUACACUGUUGUGAUAAUUUGGGGCAGCAGCCUGGACAUGGAAUGGGCAAGCUGCCUGCCUGGGCUAGGGACCAGGAGGUGUCAAAAUCUCCCCUUUAAGGCCACAGACCAAACUUUGAAGGAGCCUUGGACACUACUGUUGUGGAGUUGCUGGGCUCUUGGUGUUCCACAGCAGCUUAAUGAUAUAGGAUAGCCACUCCCCAGUGUUACCUGUUGCACACAGAGUGAUUGUAUCUUGUGGCUAUGUGUGGAGGGCCCCAUUAAAACACUGUCCCUUACCUUCCUCACUGCUUCCCCCUAUCUGCAUUCAGACCUUUUCACUUCAGAGCUUCUGCUGCUGCUCACCCCAUGAAUGUGACCCACCGAAAGGGAAUACACUGGGCUCUACUGCUUGCAUGUGGCACUGAGAAUCACUAAUGAUGGUGUUGGAAGCCCUGUUGGGACAGGAAGCAGCUACUGUGCCUCAUUCAUCCCAAGAAAAAAUUUGGAGUGCUGGUGGUUUGUUGGCACAGAAACCAAACUGCAUCUGGUACAGAGGAAUUGAGAGAGCAACAUGUCAAGGACCUUCCCAGGCAGUUUUAUGAACAAAUUUUUUCUUCUUUUUUUUACAAUUCAAACUUUUGCCUUAUUGCACUGCUAUUAGCGCUUUUGCCAGGGGACGUGUCUGCGAGUCCAGCUCAGCCCACCCCAUCCUGCAGCCCUGGGCCGGGAGGAUGUGCAGGCAGGGCUGCUCUCAGCUGCCGUGUGUGUGGCAUGGCAAAGAGCACAAUAAACCGUGCAAGUUUUAAA